GUAGGAUCGCAGGCCCUCGUCGCGCUGGCUCUCCUGCUCUCGUCGUCUCCCCGCGCGUUCUCCACCAACCGCUGUGGCAUGACGACUAGCUCCACCACCGCCUAUACCCAUCUCGAGUCGCUUCUGCUCUUCCAGUCGCUUCGUGACCAUGGACUGGAUCCUCAGGUCUUCAGCAGUAUAUCUGAAUUGCUGAAGACCAACCCCCACAUCACCCAGAAUCCCACCUUCCAAAGCGGCCGUCUGAGCCCCGACGCACUGCGCAACUGUUACCUGCACAUCCUCAAAGAGGAGAUCAAGACUGAACAGCCCCUUCCUGCCGAUGAAUCUCCCAAUCUUUCCGGGAAGUCCUCGCGCAAGCGAAAGGCCCCGAGCCCGGCCUUGUCCACCUUCCAGGAAUCUAUCCAGUACCAGCAUCUCAUUCCAAAGCUCGUCGGCAAACUUUACGCGCGCUACCGCUCCGCCAUAGUAGAGGAGAUCAAACGGGAUGAGGACGAUUACGAAAAACUGCAGCUCGAGGUGCAAGGCAUUCAACGCGGCCUUUAUGACGAGCAGUUGACCAAGACUGCGAAUGUCAACUCCAAGCCCAAGUCAACAUCACACAGCCCCGACAUUGCCAAAAAUCAACAAUUACCCUCUCAACAAGACAAGGCUCCACAAAGAGCCUCUCUUCCAUCCCCCGUGUCUGUUAGCGCACCCGUUGCGCCUCCGCCGAUUCAUGUGCAGACCGAUGGUCCUUCGCAGCAACAGCAGCCGCCCUCAAAACCAUCAACACUACUUCCUGCGCCAAGUGGACCAAGUCAGCCCGAUCAGAACUCAAAGGCAGCCCAGACAAAACCGCGCGCCUCCACCUGGCAAGCCCCAGACAUACACAGCACCACAACCUCCUAACGUGGGUCCUAACGGCUCGCCUUAUCCUCAUCGUUCCCCAUAUCUGCAAAACCAAUCACAGAAUGCGCCCUCUCAAGGCAGCCCGCAACCACACAGUGCAGGUCCUCCACAUCCGCAACCAGGCCAUCCACCUCACAUUCAACCCCAGUCGAUACAGCCAUUUGGAACCAGCGGAGCCCCGCAUUACCCACCCACCCAUGGCCCUCCC
Molecule: messenger RNA, 1096 nt
Organism: Periconia digitata
Lineage: Eukaryota; Fungi; Ascomycota; Dothideomycetes; Pleosporales; Periconiaceae
Source: the annotation of a GenBank genome assembly